AUGCUCUUUCUUUCUUCAUUUGAUAAACAAGCAUUAUUAUACAUAAUGAUAUUAAACCUUUUCAAAUUUAUCAUUAACUUAAUCUAUGAGAUUCUCAUUAAAAUGGUAGGAAACAAAAGGGAAAAAAAUGGUACACAACAUUAAUUAGCACUAAUUUUGGGAAUAAAUUAUUCUCCAAAACUAUUUACAAAGCUACAAAAUACAAGUUCAAAUUUCAAGCAAAAUAAUUUUUAAUCUCAUAAAUUAUGGUCAUAAUAAAAAGAAAAAAAUCAAUUUUAUGUUGUUUCAUGUCCUUUCUUAACAUUGACGGACACAAUAGAUGAACGAGAAAAAUGCAUUAGGGAAUAUUAAAAAUUCUUUAAAAGAGAAGCUUUGCUUAAGAGCUAAAUUAAAUGCUUAUAUAUAGUUACUGAAUAUGAAAGGACUGACAUAAUAAAAGCCAAUUUGCUUAGUUGUAUUAAAUGGUUCCACUAAUAUAAAGAUUUGAUUACAAUUGUUAUUACUUCAUUUGAAAAAGCUGAUGAUCAAAGUAAGAGUUCUUCAGAACUUUACAGUUCUUUGUCAAUAUUUGCACCAGCAGACAAGAGAAUAAUUUUAGUAAAUAACAAUAAAGAUUCACAGCAUUUGAAUCAAUAAUUUUUAAAUGCUGCCUAAGAAGUAAGUAAGAAGGGAGAAUUUCAUCCAAGAAACACAAUUUUUGAAGAAUAUGAUUAAUAGGAAGGCAAUCGAAUAAUGUAAUAGUUACAGUUAUCAAUAAGAAAAGAAAGAAUAUGA
Paramecium octaurelia is the source of this 774-nucleotide messenger RNA. Lineage: Eukaryota; Ciliophora; Oligohymenophorea; Peniculida; Parameciidae. The record is from the annotation of a GenBank genome assembly.